Amoebophrya sp. A120 is the source of this 2522-nucleotide messenger RNA. The record is from the annotation of a GenBank genome assembly. Lineage: Eukaryota; Dinophyceae; Syndiniales; Amoebophryaceae.
CGGCGGCUCCGACCACGGCUGCAGCUGCUGCAACUUCUGCCGCGCCGCCCGCCGGGGACGAUGGUACUACUGCGGGUAAACCCGCUGUUGAGCAACAGGACGCGGAAGAAGUGGACAAGUUUGUGAUGUUGUUUCUCUCGAACGUGAAGCGCGCGCUGAAGGAACCGCACUCGAAGGAGGGCUGUGUGUCCCUGCUGCAGUUGGCCACCCCGGACUUCGAAUUGGCGCACUUCAACGACGAGGGGUUGCGCAAGAAGGCACUGAUGGAGAUUAACAAGCGCGUGCAUCCGGACAAGCACACCCCCGCGGCGCGCGUGAUUGCGACCGAGGUGUUCCAGGCGAUGACCGAGUACGUUAACGUGUGCGUGAAAGCUCCCACCCCGCGGCAGACCAUGACCAGCCGGGAUACAACUACUUCUACUGGUGGCGCAGCUCGUGCUUCAGCUCCGCCGUCGUACGUCUUUGAUCCGCAGUCCCGCAAGCGCUACCGCGACGAGGAAGAGGAGGACGAGCUGUUUGCCUGCCACGUCGAGGAAGAGGUGUCCGAGGAGCAGCUGCAACCGUACGAGAUGAGCGACGAGGGCGCGGUGCCGCCCGGGGGGAACGGUGAAAAGUUGCCGGAGCAAUUCAACGCGUUUGAAGUGACGGAGUUCCAGGAACUGGCGGAUGCGACGGAGUGGAACAAGUUUUUCCGCCGCACCGCGGACGCGCACCACGACGCCCGCGUCAUGGCCCUGAACUGGAACGCGCAGUUGUUGCACAAGCGCAAACUGGCCAAGUGGUUCGUCGCGGAGCGGACCGACAAGCAGAAGGCGAAGGAAAAGUUCUUCGUCCACACCGAUUUGACCACGAUUGAGAUCAAGGAGAUGAUCCUGAAGCACGGCCCGGUGAUCAGUACGCAGUUCGUCCCCACGAAAUCCCUCGCGAGCGUCUGCGCGCCCACCGUGUGGUUGCAGGGCGCGGUCUUUCGUGCGCACUACAUCGGGAAGCACCACCCCGUGCUGCUGUGCGGGUGGACGACCACCAAACUCGGUGAGGCGUGGCUGGUGAAGCCCUUGGGCCCCUCCGACAUUGCCCCGCUGGGGCACAAGAAGGAACCGGAGCAGGAGAUGAAGCAGAUCCGCGGAAGUGACGAAUUCGGCUCUGCCGGCGACCCCCCGCGGAAGGAAAAGGCGGCGGCCAACAAACCGGGCGUGAAACUGAUCCCCGUCAGCAUCGGGCAGUUCGGGAUCAACAAGGAGAUUGAGUCCGUGAACGUGGAAAUGCUAAUGGACCAACCGUUUCAGGCCGGACCGUUUUUGGGGUUGACGAAGGAGCUGCCGGAGCACAUGAAGAACAGCUGGCGCACGCUGUCGAAGUACCAGUGGACCGGUACGGCGGCCGACCUGCCGAAGUUGUUUGCCGCGACCCGGUACUCGGAGGAGGAUAACACGUCCAAGACGGGGAAGUCGUGGAAGAACGGGAUCGUCCAUGCGGCGACCACGGAAUCGUCGUCGGUGGAGUUGCACCAGCUGGGCAUGCGGGCCUGCAGUCGCAAGGCGGCGCUGCGGGAGCUGGACUACGACGAAAAGACCAUGCAGUUCCGGGCCUUGUUCGCGCUCGACGCGAUGACGUAGGCCGGGAAGGAAGGAGUUCGGAAUCGGGAAAAUUCGUGUCUUUCUUCUAGUUCUACUUCUUCUAUUGUUGAGCCGAUUUCUUUAUUGAUGCUUGCUUGCUUAGCAUUGAGUAAGUAGUACGCACGACUGACGUACCUACUCGCUACCUAGCUGUACGGCUACGACGAAAGAUAAGUUUCGAUCUAAAUCGCUUUUGUUUCUCGUUGUUGUAGUUUGUUUUUACAGGAGAUUGAUUUACAGUUUGAGUUUCCACUGUUAGGUUUACACUUUUCAAGUUUAUGAAAUCACUUCAGAAUUCAAAACCUUUCAAUUUCUACUAAAUUUCAAUUUCGUUUUGGCAGUUCUCAAUAUUAUCGCGCUUUCACAAAAAAUUGAAGUAUCAUUCCAUUUGUGGUCUUUUGUUUCACAGCAUUGCAAGAAGAAAAAGAGAACAAGGUAACAAAGUGAAUCUUCACUAUUUACCUGUGGAUUACGAUUAGCUGAAAAAUUGCAACCGCGCACAAGAUUCAAAGACAGAACCUUCAAUUCCAACUGUACCAUAGAGAUUCUUGUUUAUUGAUAUUGCAGUACCGAAAUAUUGUUUUCGAAACUAAGUAUUCGUAUUCCGACCGUUAACAGAUUAAUUUAUAGGUUGAAGUUGAUAAUUCGAGCAGACGCAGAUCAGCCACACUGUACACCAUGAUUUAUUUUUGCAAAGCUUGCAUUUCCUCUCUUCACUCUUAGGCAGAAAACAAGGUGAGUGCAAAAUAGGAGCAAUAGAAAAAGAAAAAACGAAGAAGGUAUAGUAAGGAUCCGCCUGAAAGGUCGGGGUUGCCUCCACUUUUCUAACAGCGUGAGUCUUCUUCUAAAACCCAGAAACCAGCAAACCUUAUCUACCUCUUCAUGAAAACGUAAAAGUAAAAGCCG